Molecule: messenger RNA, 1376 nt
Organism: Octopus sinensis (East Asian common octopus)
Lineage: Eukaryota; Metazoa; Mollusca; Cephalopoda; Octopoda; Octopodidae
Exons: 2
Coding region: 129-1235 (368 amino acids)
Source: RefSeq, a predicted model, not a curated record
AAGUAUAUAAAGUGGUAAGUUUCAACUGUAAAUUAUUACUUUCGAGAACAACCGUUCUUGCCUGUUCUUCGCUCGCUUCAAACCUUGUUUGUUAAGACACAGAGUUUGGUAACCAAUUCUCUUCCAUCAUGUACGGGCACGGAUACAACGGUAGAAUGGAACCAAUGCACAUGAUGUCAAUGGACUUCCAAGGCAGAUACAUGGAUUCUUAUGGAAGAAUGGUUGAUCCCAGAUCCUAUGGCUUCUCUGGCAGAUAUCAUGACCAAGACAGGUACUAUGGUAGAUCUAUGUACAACUAUCACGGUUUCCAUGAUUUCAAUAGGUUCCAUAGAUUUGAUUAUUUCAUGGAUUUCCCAGAUAUGUUUAUGGAUAUGUCCGGUUAUCAGAUGGACAUGUAUGGAAGGUGGAUGGACAUGCACGGACACUACUCUAGCCCCUACUCCUACAUGUUCAAUUCUUCAAGACAUGGCUACAACACUAGCUACUACUAUGGUCGUUACGGGUUCUAUCCAGAGAGAUUCAUGGACAUGUCCCACUACCAAAUGGACAUGAAUGGCCGAUAUAUGGACAGAAACGGACGUCACUGUAGCCCAUAUAACAACUAUUACAGGCGUUAUAUGAAUUUCCUUCAUAUGUACCAUCCCGAGAGAUCCAUGGAUAUGUCCCAUUACCAGAUGGAUUUUAAUGGUCAUUGGAUGGACAUGUAUAAUCAUUACUCCCAUCCUUUCUUUGGUCACAACCAUUACUAUAGGGGGAGCCACUACUACCACAAUUAUUAUCCCCACUCUAACUACAGCUGGGGACAUAGAUUUUACAACUACCCAGAAAGAUACUUUGAUAUGUCCCACUACCAGAUGGACUUCAAUGGUCACUGGAUGAACAUGUAUGGUCAUGGCUAUCAACCUUUCCAUUCAUUCAAUGGCUCCAACGGUUAUCAUCAUUCGGGUAACAGUUACAGUUGGGGACAUAGGUACCACAACUAUUACGACAUGUUCAAUGAUAUGUCCCAUUACCAAAUGGAUUUCGACGGUAACUGGAUGGACAUGUACAAUCAAUACUCCUAUCCUUUCUUUGGUUAUAACCAUUACCAAAGAGGGAGCCAUUACUAUAACUAUUAUCCCCACUAUAACUACAACUGGGGACAUAGGUUCCACGACUACCCAGAAAGAUUCUUUGAUAUGUCUCACUACGAGAUGGACUUCAAUGGGCGCUGGAUGAACAUGCACAGAUUUUAAUUUUGUAAUCAGACAAACGACAAAACUUUUCGGAAAUUCUACUGGCUAAUGUUAAUUGGAAACUUGACACAUUUUUUUAACGUCCUCAGUAUUCGGACACAUUUAAAUUUAUAUCAAUAAAAUUUUGUUGCAAUAUAUGAA